Molecule: messenger RNA, 1531 nt
Organism: Selaginella moellendorffii
Lineage: Eukaryota; Viridiplantae; Streptophyta; Lycopodiopsida; Selaginellales; Selaginellaceae
Product: deoxynucleoside triphosphate triphosphohydrolase SAMHD1 homolog
Exons: 1
Coding region: 50-1432 (460 amino acids)
Biological process (GO): dGTP catabolic process
Cellular component (GO): nucleus
Molecular function (GO): dGTPase activity
Source: RefSeq, a predicted model, not a curated record
ACGAUGGCUCCACACAGUUAGGGUUCUUCUCUUGCUGCUCGACAGCGCCAUGCCGCUCCGCCGCAACAGGUCCGACGAGAAAGACGUCCUCGACAACGUCCAUGACAACAUCCACAUCGACCCGCUCGCGCAGGACUUCAUCGACACGGUGGAGUUCCAGCGCCUGCGCGAUGUGAAGCAGCUGGGCCUGUGCAACCUCGUCUACCCCGGCGCGACCCACUCGCGGCUCGAGCACUCGCUCGGCGUCUACAACUUCGCGCGCGCCACCGUCUUCAACCUGGACAGCUGCUGGCCCGAGCUGGAGCUGGAGCAGUCGGACCUCACGUCCGUGGGGCUGGCGGGUCUUCUCCACGACGUCGGCCACGGCCCCUUCAGCCACGUCUUCGAGAACGAGUUCCUGCCCAGGAUCGGCGCCGGCCUGCUCAAGUGGCACCACGAGGCCAUGUCCGGAAAGAUGGUGGACUUCAUCGUGGACAGGAACUACAUCGACGUGGACGCCGGGGUGCUCAAGCGCGUCAAGGACAUGAUCCUGUGCAGCUCGGAGCGCGGCGCGCCGCAGGGCGACAAGGCCUUCCUCUACGACAUCGUCGCCAACGGGCGCAACGGCAUCGACGUGGACAAGUUCGACUAUAUCCUCCGCGACACCCGCGCCUGCGGCCUGGAGCCCGGGACUUUCAAGGUUUGCCGGCUCAUGGACAGCAUGCGGGUGAUCGACAACGAGAUUUGCUUCCGCUCCAACGUCGCCGCCACCAUCUGCGAGCUGUUUGUGACGAGGGGGAACCUCUUCCGGGAGGUUUACACGCACCCCAAGGUGAAGGCCAUGGAGCUGAUGCUGGCGGACGCGCUGGUGAUGGCGGACGGCUUCCUGGGCAUCUCCGGGAUGGUGGACGACCCGGCCAGCUUCUGGAAGCUGGACGACUCGUUACUCAAGGCGAUCGAGACGUCGGACGAGCCGGAGCUGGAGGCGUCGAGGAAGCUGGUGUGGAGGAUGCGGCGGCGGGGGCGGGAGCUGUACCAGUUUUGCGACAGCCUCAAGGUCCCGGCGGAGCACGCCGAGAGGUUUAGUGCUGUGACGGCCGAGGACAUCCUCUGCUACGCCAAGGGUGGCGUUCUCCAGAGGGACGACAUCGUGGUGAGCAACGUCAAGAUUGACGAUGCUUGCGGGAAGAGCGAUCUCCUGGAGGGCGUGCACUUCUUCAAAGGCUAUGGCAGCACGGAGAAGCUGGAGCUCAAGGCGGAGGAGGUGGGGAGGAGUUAUGCUGGGCACGACGUGCCGCAGAGGAUCGUCCGGGUGUACGUGAAGAAGUAUGAGCAUCUGGAGGCGGCGUGCGAUGCGUUCCAGGCGUUCCAGCGCGAGAAGUAUAACGUCCAGAGCCAGAUGCUCAGGACGCCCGAUAGCAAGAGGAAGAGGAAGACGAGGAGAGUAAACUAAAAACGAGACAACUCUAUAAGCAUUUUUCUCAUUCUUUUUUCCUAUUACUUGAAAGGUUUGACCAAAUUAGAAAAAUAAGAUAAAAUAAUUUUUUACGCA